This is a messenger RNA of Brugia pahangi, 834 nucleotides long. Lineage: Eukaryota; Metazoa; Nematoda; Chromadorea; Rhabditida; Onchocercidae. The record is from the annotation of a GenBank genome assembly.
AUGUCUGUACCGCGUGAGAAGGAUAAAUCAAAGGUCAGACUAAGAAGUAUACUAGGUCGUUUUUUUAAUUCAAAUAAUGAGGUUAGUUCUUCCUCAUCAUCAUAUUAUUCUGGUCCAGGAGAAAUCAGUUCGCCCUAUAAUACCGUUCACCGAAUACAUGUUGGCUACGAUGGUAAGAAAUUUACGGGCUUGCCGCAACCUUGGAUGGACACAUUGCUUCGUGAUAUUAGUGAAGCCGACCAGAAGAAGAACCCUUCAGCAGUUGUUUCUGCGUUGAAAUUUUAUGCAAAAACUAUUAUGGCACAGGAAGCUGAUAAGCAAAAGUUUAUGAUUACUAAUUCUCAGUUACCGUUUGAUGAUGAAAAUGAUGAAGAGCCUAUAGCAACUACCCAGCCAAUUGCAAAAACGGAUGAUAUGAGCAGUGGGAAAGAGUCUCAAAAUAUGGAAAAUAAUAGUUCAACAGAGAUCUCGACGAUAAUUUCAUCCAUUGCGGCUAGUGGAUAUCGGGCUGUGGCACCUCCAAUAAUACCACCUCGACAUUCACAGCAUCCUGGUGCACCACAAUUACCACCAUUACGAAGUUCUAAUAGUGCUACAAUAAUCAGUGAAGGAACUGUUGAAAUUUCCUCGAACGAAGUAUUUACCAAACCGGCAGUAAAAAGUAGUGCUCGGAAAAUACCACCUCCACUACCACCGAAACCAGCGGGCAAUAAUAUAUUACAUUUAAUUUUGCAAGAAAAAGAUCGCAUGCUUGUGUUUAGAAUCCUUGCCCGUUCAUAUAUCCUCUACAGAACUAGUGUUGUUUAUGCCCGUGACGUAUCACCGUUCAGAUAA